GAGGAGUAGGAGGUGGUGGGAUUUCAACCACACAGAUCAACCUCUCAGAAUCAGGAAAAAGUGAGGUUAAAACUGGCACCUCCACACUGCUUCCAGGUAUGUUAGCCUCAUGUUCUGCACUAGAUGUCUCCAAAGAGUCCAACAGUUUCUCCAGUGUCGCAGGGGAUUCCCAUGAGCACUCAGCUGACAACUCAGCCAGCUGCAAGGAAGAGAUGACCUCUGUUUCUAUCGAGGAUUCCACUUCCUCCACAUCGGGGGCACCAAACCAGCACACAAGCAGACGCAAGCGUAGGCGCAACUCUGGAAAAAUGGAGGCCCCUGUGACCCAUUCUACGCCAAUUGGAAAGUCAGUAUCUGUAGACCGGAGUUGUGGUACAUCGAGAAAUUCCCAGUCCUUCCACACACCAAGGAGUGGUCCCAAAACAGGGCCAGGAGGUCGCCAGCACCAGCAGCCCCACACCCAGGCGAAGGAGCAACAGAAGAAGUUCCAGUAUGGGAACUACAACAAGUAUUAUGGCUACCGCAACCCAGGCGCUAGUGAAGACGCACGGGUACGUGUGCUUCGUCCCGAAUGGUUUGAAGGUAAAGACGUUCUGGAUUUGGGAUGCAACUCAGGCCACCUAACACUCUAUAUUGCCAAAAUGUUAAGACCUGCCCGCAUAUUAGGCCUGGAUAUUGACAGUGGUCUGGUACAUGCAGCUCGUAAGAACAUCAGACAUUAUCUGUCUGAACUGCAGACCCAAGAAGCCAGGCAUGCGAUGCAGGAGAAAAAGAGCACUAAGCAGGCAAGGAAUGGAAAUGAGAGUCUCACAGGCACAGACAAGAAGCACAAUGAAGCCGAGAGCAGGGAUGAAAACGGUAAACCGGUGAAAGGAGAAAGUGGCCCUGCAGAGGCUGCAAAUGACAAUGACUCCUGUCACACAGAUGAGGCGGGGACCCAGAGACAGGGCGACAAAACAGAGGAAAUGGAGCAGGAAGCGUGUGAUUCACCCCCUGCUGAUCACUCUGUGAGCUGCUCUUUUCCUGUGUCCCUACGGAUCUCCAGGGGGCCCAUUGCUGCACCUCCACUAACAGAAACAUCCACCACACGGCCCGGCGAGUUCCCCUCAAAUGUGUCCUUCGUCAAGGCCAAUUAUGUACUGGAGAACGAUAAUCUUCUUUUGACUCAGCGUCCAGAGUACGACGUGAUCCUGUGCCUGAGCGUUACCAAAUGGGUUCACCUGAACUGGGGAGACAGUGGCCUCAUGCGGCUCUUCAAGAGAGUCUACAAACAUCUCCGUCCUGGAGGCAUGUUCAUUCUGGAGCCACAGCCCUGGGAGUCCUAUGUGAGGAGGAAGAAGCUGACGGAUAAUAUUAGCAGGAACUUUCACAGCAUCCGCCUCAAACCUGACCAGUUUUCAUCGUACCUUACAACAGAGGUGGGCUUCACAAGUUCUGAGUACCUUGGGGCCCCAAAGUGUUCAAUAAGAGGUUUUCAGAGGCCAAUCUACUUAUUUCACAAAUGACCGCUCCUGCCUUGAAGAUCACUGAAUGUGAGUAGCCUAAGCCACCACCAUACAUAGAAGCCAGCCAGCUGCCCUGGACUGCAAGGAAUCAUCUGUGUCCUUAACAGUUACUCCAGCUUUUCAAAUGCUGAAGAUGAAAUUCAGAAAUGAGAAUGGGACCAAAGUGGAAUCAAUUUCGUAAAGAUGAGAUGUGUCGAGAAGAGGUAUCUAUCAGAAUCCUCUGUGACUACAAAUUCUUAAAGAGUAUGGAGUGAACUUGGAUCGGACUCCACAGUGUAUAACCUGGACAUCAUAGCUGGGCCAGACUGUAGAAGAGGUGCUUAGCUGAUUCUUUCCUUGGACCAUCCUAGUGCUAAUGAUGCUCCACUUUGAUGCAAGGCCAUAACAUGUGUUUGAAAAUCUUUGGCCAUAUAUCUUUACUUUCAAAACUUUGUUUUCAUAACUGUUCUGUGCCACCGCAUCAACAUAAAGUUUACAUAUUAGGGUUGGGCAAUAGGGCAGACUUUUUCCAAUUGGCCAGCAUAUCCACGUUAAGUUGUGAUUGAUGGUGUGUUCACUACAUUAGCUCCAUGUGACCAACUGUGUGUUGCACUUGCAAAACAGCAGUACACCACUGGAUUCCAAAGCCAUUACACAGAUCAUACUGACAUGAUGUCCUUUAAAAAGCCGGGUGAUGUGCUUUAUGCUGUGUAGGACACUAUGCAGGUUAUGAAUGAAGCCUCAUAUUGCCAGAUCCAUUACAACUACUGAUGACAGAAAUUGUGCCCUUUGUGGUUACAUAUCUGCAUCAUUUUUGAAGCCUUGAAUCCCGUUGUGGUGGACGUAUAAAUACAAAUAUUUUGGUGAAUUUGAAACAGCCAAACAAAUUCCAUCAGCCGUAGAUUGUCUAUAGCUGAUAUAUCUGUCCCAUUUUCCAACCCUAAUAUAUAGUUUGUUUUGUCAUUAUUUUUUGCAAAAUAGGCCUUAGAGCUGAUUUAACUUUAAUAUGUUACAGAGCUGUGAAAAUGUAAGUCCACAUUUUGCCAUGGACAGUAUGAAAAGCUCCUAAAUUGCACAAACCUAAGACGCUAUGAAGUGAAAAGUGGCUUGUCUGAGUGAUAAAGACAAUAAUGCACGAUGAGAAAGGUGCACUGAAAACAGCCAAAAACAUACAAAAACAGAACAGCCAUCCAGUAAACUGCCUAAACUACAACUAGUGAAAGCUUACCCAGUGCCCAGCCAGCAUGUUUUCACGGUCUCUUGUCCUUUUUUUUUUUUUUUUUUGUAACAGUCAGUUCCUUAAAAACUGUCAUGAUGAAUGUCAUCAAAUAUUAGAUUCUGUUAUUAUGACUUGGGAAAGUACGUAGUUUACUCAGGCCUACUAGCACUGGCAAGAGUACUUUUAUAUGGUACCUCAAACCUGACCACAGCUAAAAUGUUAAAAAUGGGAAAAAUCAGAUAUCUACAUUUUCAAGAAAACAGUUUUGGCUUUUUGAAUGUAAACCUUCAGGCCUGUGUAAUUUUACUUGAGAGUUUGGACUGUUUAGGAAGCAACAAAUCACUUCUUGGGUUUUUUUAAGCCUUUUCAAUGCUCCAUCCUAAUGGUAGGGGGCACAUUUAAGCUGUGCUAACACCCAGGUGUCGGCUCAGCUCAAUAAUUUAGCACAGAAACCACAAGGACUGUUUAGCAAGGUAAAUCUGUAGCAUGCAGUGAUCAAAUGUAUAUUUUUUAAUGACAGUUAAGCCAUAGCCCUACCUUUUUAUAUGUUGUUUAUGUGACUGUGACUGAGAGUAUAAUUGAGUGUAAGAUUUAAGGCAGAGGCCUGUCAUUAGAGAGUUGCUACAGCGUCUUCAGUGAUGUAUAAAUCCGACACAUGCAUUGUUUUGUGUGGUCUGAUCUUCACCACUGGACAGGCAUUAAUUCAAACAGCAUCAGAAUCACUUUUGAGCUCCUGAGUUGAAAUCAGCUUCUGUAAGACGGAACAAAAAUUUACAUUUGUAGAAAAUGGAUUGUUAGUAAAAUGACCAUAUGACUUUUUACCAUUUGAAAUAUUAAUAGGCUGUUUGUAUUGAAGCUCUGCCGAACUAUUUUAUGGGUAGUUAGUCUUUGUGAUUAUAUCUUUACUGGUGUGCGCACUGAGCAUUGCUCAUCUACAACCUUUCAUUGUAAGUGGCUGGGACUAAAAAGCUUCCUUUUUGUGACUGGUUCAAUUACAGCAUUUGGCAUACUAGAGUAGGAGAUGAUGGAGAAGGAUGGAUGAUAGGUUUCUAUUUUAGUAAGUGAUCAGUGUAAAUAAGUUUGCAAAUUUUGUUUUAAUGUUGUCAAUAUUAAGUUCAUAACUGCUUUUGUCAUUUUCCAGUGUUUUUUUUUUUUUUUUUUUUGUGUGUUUUCAAAUGUUCUCUGCCAAUUUGUGAGUGAGUCAGAGUUUUUGUCCUAAAACAAACUGCUAAUCCAGCUCUGUAACAACAAAUGAAUAUGUACAUUGCAAUGUUCUGAUGUGUUUGCUUUGUUCUGUCCUGGCAGGCACAUGGAUUGUUAGAUUGGCUCUUUAUUUUUUUAUAAACCAUUUCAAAGGAU
Messenger RNA from Perca flavescens (yellow perch), 4062 nucleotides. RefSeq names its product 7SK snRNA methylphosphate capping enzyme. The transcript has 4 exons. Gene Ontology annotation, biological process: snRNA modification. Gene Ontology annotation, molecular function: snRNA binding; RNA methyltransferase activity; O-methyltransferase activity. The record is from RefSeq and is a predicted model, not a curated record. Lineage: Eukaryota; Metazoa; Chordata; Actinopteri; Perciformes; Percidae. The coding region runs from base 99 to 1505 and encodes 468 amino acids.